CAUUGAUACGCACAUUCUAAAUAAAACGUAUUUAUAUUUAGAUGUGCAUUUAAAAAAAAAAUAAAGGCCGCAGACCGCGGUCGUAGAAUCGUUACUUUAGGGAGCGAUAGCCCAGGGCGCUAGACAGAAAGGGGCAUCGUAAAAAUCUCGCCCAGGGCGUUAACAGAUUCCGCUAACUUUUACCUUUUCUGAAUAUCAAAUCUCAAAUUAAAGUAUCUCUACUUAUCGUCAUAUCCUAAAUGACGUUACCAUUUGUAAUUUGACUACAACGAAUGCAAGCGUUGAUACAACAAACAAAGAAAACAAACAAACAAACGCACAUGACAUCAGUCGAGCAUUUUGUGUGCAGUCUGUACCGCUAACUGGAAUCAUGCGUACUGGAUAUCUAGCGGAGGGCCGGGUGAUGGGUCGCCGGUUUGUUCUAACAUUGGUGAUUGGGAUCUCUGCUGGGUUUAGUUUCGCGUACAUACUGCUAACCUCUUCUGGAUUCACGAGAGAGGUCGCUUGGUACACCCCUACGAACAGGGAGGCAGCUAGAGAUCUCGACAAGCAUCCGUUACCCAGUAUAAUAGAACACGGUAGCGAGGAACCGGUACACAGAGAUGAGGACAGAUCGAUUGCCGAGGAGAUGUCGCGGCGAGUACGCGUGCUGUGCUGGGUGAUGACGCAGCCCAGCAACCAUGAGAAGAAGGCAGCGCAUGUUAAAGCCACGUGGGGCAAGCGGUGUAAUAAACUGCUGUUUAUGAGCACAGUUGAAGAUAGUUCGCUGCCAGCAGUGAAGUUGCCAGUAGAGGAGGGUCGGGAUCACCUCUGGGCUAAAACCAAAGCUGCCUUCAGAUAUGUAUACGAACAUCACCGGAGAGACGCAGACUGGUUCCUCAAAGCUGAUGAUGACACGUACGUUGUGGUGGAGAAUCUUCGCUACAUGCUCGCAGACUACGACAGCAACGAGCCGAUGUACUUUGGUUGUAGAUUCAAGCCUUUCACAUCUCAGGGGUACAUGAGCGGGGGCGCGGGGUACGUGCUGAGCCGCGGCGCGCUGGAGCGCUUCGUGCGGCGCGGCCUGCCCGCCCCGCACCUCUGCAAGCCCUCCGACCACGGCGCGGAGGACGCAGAGAUGGGUAUCUGUCUGGAGCACAUCGGCGUGAAAGCGAUGGACUCCCGCGACUCGCAGCGCCGCGGCCGCUUCUUCCCCUUUGUACCCAAACAUCAUCUCUUCCCCAACAAGGAUAAAAACUUCUGGUAUUGGCAGUACAUAUACUACCCCUCUGAUGAGGGUCUAGACUGUUGUUCAGACCACGCGGUGUCAUUCCAUUACGUAAACCCCGAGGAGAUGUAUGUAUUAGAUUAUUUGAUAUACCAUUUGCGGCCGUAUGGUAUACGACUGGGCGCCGGGGAACUGCCGCGCAUACUGCGCAAUGACACCACCACCGUUGACACUCAGUAACUGUUAACACUAACUAU
Molecule: messenger RNA, 1464 nt
Organism: Papilio polytes (common Mormon)
Lineage: Eukaryota; Metazoa; Arthropoda; Insecta; Lepidoptera; Papilionidae
Gene: C1GalTA
Product: glycoprotein-N-acetylgalactosamine 3-beta-galactosyltransferase 1
Exons: 8
Coding region: 371-1447 (358 amino acids)
Cellular component (GO): membrane
Molecular function (GO): N-acetylgalactosaminide beta-1,3-galactosyltransferase activity
Source: RefSeq, a predicted model, not a curated record